Molecule: messenger RNA, 3396 nt
Organism: Tripterygium wilfordii
Lineage: Eukaryota; Viridiplantae; Streptophyta; Magnoliopsida; Celastrales; Celastraceae
Product: protein WEAK CHLOROPLAST MOVEMENT UNDER BLUE LIGHT 1-like
Exons: 3
Coding region: 482-3085 (867 amino acids)
Source: RefSeq, a predicted model, not a curated record
UGAUCCAAAGGCCUGAUGUCUGAUGAUGCGAGGAGGUGAGCGAUUGGCGUGGCGUGGCAGCACUACUUCAGUACUUUGUGUGAUGUGUCAGCCCCUUAAUUAAUAGUUUAACGAGGGUCCUUAACUUUGCAGAAUUAAUUAAAGGCAUCGAUCAAUCACUAAAGCACAGAAAUAAUUGUGCAUCUUUUGCUUUUGUUGCGAAUUUAACCUUUUUUUAGUUACAGCGGUAAUGGGUUUGACUGCGUUUGAUUAAAAAAGCAGCUCCUGAACCAAAAGGUCCAGCUAAUAACGCUCCGGCUCGCGGAUUUCACGGAAGGACAGGGCAAGGAUCUAAGUCUAUUUUUAAGCUUCUUCUAAUUUGGAAUUUGAAGUAAUCUCUGAUUGAUUCUCCACAACUUCAUUAAUUUCCGAUCACCUCUUUCCCUCUCUGUUGUUUCUGGUUUUACGCCGGAUAACCUUGUGGCACUGCUUACUUCCUGGAAUGGAGGAUGUGACAAUUGCUGGGGAGAUGCAUCCUCCAGAACCUACUUUAUCGCCCCAUGAUGAUGACCAUAGUGAAGUUCCAUUGAUUCCAGUUACAAAUGGACAAUUAGAAUCUGAAAGUCAAUUUCCCCUUGAGGAAACUUCACAAGAUGGUACUCAUAAUCCAUAUGUUGAUCAAGAUCAAAUUGCAAAGGAAAGUUCUGUGUCAACUUCAACCAUUGAUGUCAUGUUGACAGAACAUCAGGGCACUCAAAUGCAAGAUACAAAAACUACCGCCACAGAGAAUUUCACCGGUGGACAGAAAUCUGAGGAUGCCUAUUCCAUUGAAAACCCUCAGGCCAUUAUUGAUGGCAUGAAUAUUCCUUCUGUUUCCUCUCCCAAUGUAAGAGUUGAAGCUGAUGAGCUCACUCUGCCAUAUGCCGAGCUUCCUAGUAUUGCCGUCAGAACCACAAAUCAAGAUGAUUGUUCUAUAGGAAGCCCCUCCAUUGGUGAAACGGUUACACCUUCUGCUUCCUCUCCUAAGGUAAGAGUGAAGUCUGGUGACCUUGGUUUGUCCCAUAAGGUUUCAAGUAUCGAUAUCAGUUCACCAAAAUCUGUUGAUUCUCCUAAACAAGUGAAACAGAUGGAUGCAAAAAGAGGUCUUAUUGAUACAACAGCUCCUUUUGAAUCUGUCAAACAAGCAGUUUCCAAGUUUGGAGGAAUUGUAGAUUGGAAAGCACAUAGACUCCAAACUGUAGAGCGACGCAAGCUUAUGGAGGAAGAACUUGAGCAAAUACAGGAGGAGAUGCCCGAGUAUAAGAAACGAUCCGAGGCUGCUGAAGAGGCAAAACAACAAGUUUUUCAGGAGCUGGAUAGCACAAAGAGGCUUAUCGAAGAACUAAAGCUCAACCUGGAGAGGGUGCAGACUGAAGAAUAUCAAGCAAAACAAGACUCUGAACUUGCUAAGCUCAGGGUAGAAGAGAUGGAACAAGGGAUUGCUGACGAUGCUAGUGUUGCAGCCAAAGCACAGCUUGAGGUUGCCAAAGCCAGGUAUACUUCUGCAGUUUCAGAGCUAACAUUGGUAAAAAACGAACUGGACUCACUGCGAAAGGAAUACGCUUCUUUGGUGACUGAGAAAGAUGUCACAAUGAAGAAAGCUGAAGAGGCCAUUUCUGCAUCAAAAGAGGUUGAGAGGACAGUGGAAGAACUGACCAUUGAGCUGAUUGCCACAAAAGAGACCCUCGAGUCUGCACAUGCUACCCAUUUGGAGGCAGAAGAACAAAGAAUAGGAGCUGCCCUAGCCAGGGAACAAGAUGCCCUUCACUGGGAGAAGGAGUUGAAGCAGGCAGAAGAGGAACUCCAAAGACUUAACCAGCAGAUUCUUUCAUCCAAGGAUCUCAAAACAAAAUUAGACACUUCUUCAGCCUUGCUUCUUGAUUUGAAAGCCGAACUAGCAGCUUAUAUGGAGUCGAUGUUGAAGAAAGAAACUGAUGGACACUCAAAAGAUGAAACAGGACUGGAGAAGAAAACUCACACUGAUAUACAAGCGGCAGUUGCUUCAGCGACCAAGGGACUUGAAGAAGUUAAGCUUAAAAUUGGGAAAGCAACUGCUGAAGUAAAUAUCCUCAAGGUAGCUGCCAUGUCAUUACAAACAGAACUAGAAAGUGAAAAGUCAGCUCUUGCCACCAUUAGGCAAAGAGAAGGUAUGGCAUCAGUGGCAGUCGCAUCUCUUGAAGCUGAGCUGGUUAAAACAGAGUCCGAAACAACUUUAGUGCAGAUGCAGGAGAAAGAAGCCAGGGAAAAAAUGGUGGAGCUUCCCAAGGAGCUACAGGAAGCUGCACUGGAGGCUGACGAGGCCAAGUUACUAGCUCAAAUAGCUCGUGAGGAGCUGCGCAAGGCAAAGGAAGAGGCAGAGCAAGCAAAGGCUGGAGCAAGUACAAUGGAAAGCAGAUUACUUGCAGCCCAAAAGGAGACAGAGGCUGCUAAGGCUUCAGAAAAGUUGGCUUUAGCAGCUAUCAAAGCAUUACAAGAGAGUGAAUCUGCACAAAGCACAAAUGAUGUGGAUUCACCUACUGGUGUAACGCUUUCAUUAGAUGAUUACUAUGAGCUCAGCAAACGUGCCCGUGAGGCAGAGGAGCAGGCUAACAUGAGGGUGGCAGCUGCCAUGUUGCAAAUUGAGGUGGCUAAGGCAUCUGAGUUGAAAACCUCAGAGAAGUUGGAAGAAGUGAAUCAGGAGAUGGCUGCAAGAAAGGAAGCAUUAAGAAUCGCAAUGGACAAAGCUGAGAAGGCCAAGGAAGGAAAGUUGGGUGUCGAGCAGGAACUAAGGAGGUGGAGGGCUGAGCAUGAGCAACGACGAAAGGCUAGAGAAGCUGGUCAAGGAGUUGCAGACCCCAUUAAGAGCCCAAGACCAAGUUUUGAGGGGAAAAAAGAAUCAAACAACUUUGAUCAGGCAGCAGAUGCUUCUGCUCCUUAUGCACCGAGUCCAAAUGCAUAUGUUCGGACAAGUAACAGUGAAAAUGAUUCCUCUCCAGAUGUGAAAGCCUUGAAGAAAAAGAAGUCAUUUUUCCCUCGAAUUUUAAUGUUUUUGGGCAGAAGAAGGGCACAAUCAAAUAAGUCGACAUAACUCUUCAUUUAAAGUAAAUGCACGUGUAUCUUUGGUGAGUUUACCACUUUUUGUUGGGCUCUGUUCUCAUCAUUCCAGUGGUGGAUGAGAUCCUACCGAAUUUUAUUCAAAUGUAAAUGCUGGUGAUUAUUUCAUGUAUGAUAACUGGAUUGAAUUAUAUUUUUGCUCACCGGAAGGAAUGUAUGGGGGUGGGUUUGAAGGAGGCAUAAUAAGGUGAUCCUAUGAUGUAUAGGUUUGUACCAUAUUAAUUUCAACUCUUGUAAAAUCUCCAUGAGAGUGCUUUAAGAAAGAAUUUGCGCUCCUUUUUUGGU